Molecule: messenger RNA, 3499 nt
Organism: Geodia barretti
Lineage: Eukaryota; Metazoa; Porifera; Demospongiae; Tetractinellida; Geodiidae
Source: the annotation of a GenBank genome assembly
ACCCGUCAGCUUGCGUGCGCCAACUAUACCGGUAUACCCCGCAUGGUUGAGAAUGCGCAUGCGCAGUCUAUCGUGCACGUGGUUAGAAGCAAGGAGGGAGUCUGCUGCAGGAAACGACUGUAUCUAUGCCCACUUGAUCGACAUGUUUCAAGUUCUAGGGGGACAUCCAACUGUUCCACUGAAUCAAAGGAUUUUCCGGGGGUCUUGGACAUACUCGUCAGGGAGAAAACAGCUGCCCCAUUAUGCACCACCACAGAACAGGAGGAAGCUUUGGACUGAGGAGGCGAUGGACCAUGCGCUUCGUGCCACAAGUGAGGGUAUGUCAGUUCGGGAGGCAGCAAGUCAGUAUGGAGUUCCAAAAUCUACUCUCCAUGAUCGCGUUAGUGGACGUGUACAACCUGGAGCUGUGCCUGGGGCUCAUCGUUAUCUGGAUGUAGAGGAGGAGGAAGAAGUUGUUAGGUGGCUUGAGGGGUGUGCCUCAAUUGGGUAUGCUAAGAGUGUGAGGGAGGUUAGGAGCAUUGUAGGAGCAAUCGUGGCAGCUAAGAAUAAUCUUGAAAAUUUUGUUGUGAGUCACGGGUGGUGGGAUCGUUUUCGUGCCCGCCACCCCCACCUAACCCUCCGCACUGGGGAAUCGCUUGCUUACCAUCGCGCUGUUAGCACUAACCGUUUUGUAAUCGACAAAUAUUUCGACCUUCUUGAGGAAGUGCUGGUGUCGAACAACCUUUGCUUUGCACCCCACCUCAUCUUCAAUGCUGAUGAAACUGGUCUCCCUCUGCAACAUCGGCCUGGAAAGAGGGUUGCUGUACGCGGUCAGAAGCAUGUGCACGUGGUGAACUCAGGUAAUAAAGCACACAUCUCUGUCUUAGCUUGUGUUAGUGCUUCAGGCUAUGCCAUUCCGCCAAUGGUCAUCUUCCCACGAAAAACCCUCACCCCUCACCUAACAACGCAGGAAGUUCCUGGAACCAUCUAUGGGUUGUCCGCGAGUGGAUGGAUGGACAGAGAGCUCUUUCAAGAGUGGUUCCACCGCCAUUUCCUCCAGCAUGUACCUUCAAGCCGACCACUACUACUAGUGCUUGAUGGCCACUCGUCUCACUACAGUUUAGAGUUCAUCCGUGAGGCUACACUAGAGGGAGUGAUUGUCUUCUGUCUCCCACCCCACACAACGCACAUUACACAGCCACUGGAUGUUUCGGCCUUUCACUCACUGAAGACAUACUGGGAUUCUGAAUGUGACAAGUUUAUGUCAGCCAAUCCAGGGCGGCUAAUCACAAUUUACCAGUUUUCUUCACUUUUUUCGUUAGCUUGGUCGAGAGCAAUGACUCCACAGACAAUUGUCUCAGGGUUCAAAGCAACUGGAGUUUUCCCUCUCAACCGCAGAGCAAUACAUGUUCCAGGAUAUGAUGCACUCACCAAUACUCCAACAGCUGUCGUAGCACGAAGGGGUGGCAUCAAAUAUAUGCCAUUCCUCUCAAAGUCACACCAGCGUGCCCAAGGUGCAUCCGACAGAAGAGGGCCUCUCUCCCGGGAGCUCUGUUAUUCCCCAACUGCCAAUGAUGUGUCUGCUGACAUGAAUGAUCCAAUAUGGCCAGAUUAUGAUGAGCAAGAUUUUGAGGAAAGCCUUAUUGGUAGCCCUUCAAGCCCACAAAGAAAUGUUGAGACACAUGAGGGCCCAACAACAAAGACAACCAUGGGUAGGGCAUAUUAUGGAACCGAGAGUGAAGAUGAUGGUAGUUCUGAGACUGAUAUUCAGGAAACAGUGAGGACAGCAGAGCACCAGAAAGAUAGUGCUGUGGGUGAUGAAAGUGCUACAGAGCCAUUAGAUGUGACUCUGGGAGAAGGCAGCACUCAGGAACAAGCCAAAACUCAGACCCAAUCUCACAAGAGUAUGAAGAAAAAUGCUGCUAUGACCAGAACACAGAGCAAGGGUGGUGUGAGGGAUAUCCACGGGAAAGCAGAAAGCAAUGCCAGCCGUCCUAGCAGAGCACUUGCACAUUCACAGAAAGCGUUGAAGGACCAAGCAGGAAAGAAGGUGGUGACCGGAACAGAGUGUGGUGUGCAUGCAGAGGAAGAGGCAGCAGAGACUGAGUUAGACAGCCAUUUGCAGAUAGUGCGGACAGGCACACAGAAGAGUUUGAUGAGCUCACGAGACAGGAUCGAUGAGGCCGAAGGUUACGAUUGUGGUGGAGAAGGUUGUAUUGCAGAGAAGACUAAAACUCAGUCAAAACCACACAAAGCUAUAACCAGAACACAGAGCAAGGGUGGUGUGAGGGGUACCGACGGGAAAGCAGAAAGCAAUGCCAGCCGUCCUAGCAGAGCACUUGCACGUUCACAGAAAGCGUUGAAGGACCAAGCAGGAAAGAAGGUGGUGACCGGAACAGAAUGUGGUGUGCAUGCAGAGGAAGAGGCAGCAGAGACUGAGUUAGACAGCCAUUUGCAGAUAGUGCGGACAGGCACACAGAAGAGUUUGAUGAGCUCACGAGACAGGAUCGAUGAGGCCGAAGGUUACGAUUGUGGUGGAGAAGGUUGUGUUGCAGAGGUAAUAGCCCCUCUGCUGUGUUUGACAGAUAAAUAUAAAUAGUGUGGUGUGAAAGAAGCCUCCUACGGUACACAGGUAUAAUAUAUGGAGGUAGUAUUGUAUACAUAGUUGUGGGUGUUGCUGUGUGUGGUGAUUUACUAUUAUCCAAUUGUGUUUCAUCUUUCCGUCCUAAGCAGGGAAGGCAGAACUCUGCUUUACCUGAUGAAGAGGCACUCUUUUCCCGCCGUUAUGCAAAUAGAUAUGAUUUGACUCACGAUACUCGAUACAAUAUGUGGCUACAGAAUAAAAAAGAAGGCAAGUUUGUACUGUAUAUUACCUUUCAUAGAACUCUUAUUCCUGCUCUUUCUUACAGUGGCUUGUGAUACUGGUGUUCCAGCUGUACCGUCUACUAAGCUGGCUAAAUUUCUGUGUAUACCAAGUGCUCCAGGUGACAGAAAAAGGAGCAGUGUAAACACACCGGUGCACGGGUGUUGACCAGUACAGAAUGUGUCGAAAUGCUGGAGGAAAAGGAAGGAAAAAAAAGACAGGCAGCUGAACUAAAGGAGAAGAGGAAAGUUGAUAGAGAGGAACGAAAGAAGAAGGCACAAGAGAGCGAGCCAACAGAAAGAAAGGUACCACACCUAUUUGCCCACAAUUUAGAUAUUAUACCUUUUUUAUCUUCAGGUACAAAGCUUCCUCGCAAGAAUAUUGACACUGCUGAAGAGAUAUGUGAAGCUUCUCCCUGUUCCGUUUCUAUGUGUGACCAGUUAGUGGUUGAAUGGGUGCAGUGUGACAGUUGCUCCAAGUGGUUUCAUCUUUUUUGUAUCAAUAGAUAGGGUCCAUGAUGACUGGGUGUGUCAAUGUUGUGUGUGAACUGACAUGGUUUCAAGUCUCCCGAGUCAAAGUUUUAGCCCACAAUGCGCGCGCGGGUGAUGAUAAUUAUUUAAUUAAGGGGUGUGGCCGGCUCGGGCGCGCUAAGCUGAU